Molecule: messenger RNA, 3121 nt
Organism: Salvelinus fontinalis (brook trout)
Lineage: Eukaryota; Metazoa; Chordata; Actinopteri; Salmoniformes; Salmonidae
Exons: 3
Coding region: 1196-2863 (555 amino acids)
Source: RefSeq, a predicted model, not a curated record
CGACAGAUCAUGUUAGAUGGGUGUAUGGCACCCCAAUGGUGGAACAAACUCCCUCACGACGCCAGGACAGCGGAGUCAAUCACCACCUUCCGGAGACACCUGAAACCCCACCUCUUCAAGGAAUACCUAGGAUAGGAUAAAGCAAUCCUUCUGCCCCCCCCCCCCCCCCCCCCCCCCCCCCCCCUUAAAAGAUCUAGAUGCACUAUUGUAAAGUGGCUGUUCCACUGGAUGUCAUAAGGUGAAUGCACCAAUUUGUAAGUCGCUCUGGAUAAGAGCGUCUGCUAAAUGACUUAAAUGUAAAUGUAAAUGUAAUGUAUGAGCGCACACACAAAAAAACAUUGUUUACCAUUUAGGCUUAAACAAAUAAAGAUAAAGCAAAUAAAUGGCAUAAUAUAUUUUAGAAAUACUUUAAAUUAUUCUUUGUAUGAUAACUAGUAUAAAAUAUACCGAUACAUGUUUCAAUAAUUUUCGCCCUAAUUAUUCAUUUACAAAGAAUACAGGACAUGACUUUAAUUCUGAAGGAUUCCCCUCCCAAAAAACGUGACCCAGAAGUACUUAGUUAUUUUCCGCUUCACAUAGGUGGGGCUAUUUUGGUUUGUUUACAUAAAACGAACAUUAUACUCUUGUUAGCGGCUAACUAGCUAAUUUAUAGCUAGCCUCCUAGCAUGAUUGUGCCCUUCACUACUGUCGUAGCUACAUACAGUAGCUAACCAUUUAAAAGACGACCAGCUAGUUUUUACUAUUUGUAUCUACGCGCUUUACAUACUAUUAAGCCUUAUUUCUUAUAUCUAUCAGUCAUACAGUCCACUCGUCUAGUAUUGCUAGUUAACUAACAUCAACGGUAGCUAGCUAACCUUAUAACUAGUUAAGUUAACUAGCUAAUGUAUGACCGGGUUAUCGAUCCUUGGCCACAGCUCGGUUGUACUUUUUCUCAUGUUGCAUGUCAAACAUACCCAGGUAUACGAACGUUUAAUAUAUAAUAAGCCUAUUUAGCUAGCUUAUUAGCCUAGCCAGCUAAAUCAUUGACCCAUUAUUUAGCCAGUUUUGGAGAGCGUCCCGACCUUAUUCAUGACCCAGACAGUUGAAGCAAUGUGCUGGUAGCUAGUAACGUUAGUAUGCAGCCCAUUAUACACAGAAGAGAUGCCGAAGUGUGGCAUCAAACGAGAAGCCUGUUUUACAAGAAUCUACUCAUCAAAUGGAGGACAAAAAAACAAAGCCUGCGGGUGGUAAUUUGCUGCACCUUGUGCUUUGUCUGAUUUUAACAACAUUAGGAGUUGAUCCUGCCCCUGCUGCUGCUCUGCCUGCUGUUUUCUGCAUCCUGAACCUCCAUGUCUACUAUGGAGGUAUCAGUACUAUGGAGCUGGACACGGUGCACUUCUCCGUCCUCAACGUCCAGGGAUACACCCCCGCCAACAAUGCCACCAAUCACAUCAUGGAGCAGGUGGCCCAGGAAAUGAACAUGCCGGGCCGUCUGGAGAGUUUCUCUAGUGAAGAGGAUCUGGAGAAUGCCAGUCUGUAUGAGCCAUCAGGCUACGUCGGGGUGGUCUUCAUAGGAAGCAUACCCACCUCUUACAGACUGCGCUUCCCUCACGACCGGCUGCCCAUGCCCACCUCUUACAGACUGCACUUCCCUCACGACCGGCUGCCCAUACCCACCUCUUACAGACUGCACUUCCCUCACGACCGGCUGCCCAUGCCCACCUCUUACAGACUGCACUUCCCUCACCACCGGCUGCCCAUACCCACCUCUUACAGACUGCACCUCCCUCACGACCGGCUGCCCAUACCCACCUCUUACAGACUGCACUUCCCUCACCACCGGCUGCCCAUACCCACCUCUUACAGACUGCACUUCCCUCACCACCGGCUGCCCAUACCCACCUCUUACAGACUGCACUUCCCUCACCACCGGCUGCCCAGACCCACCUCUUACAGACUGCACUUCCCUCAUGACCGGCUGCCCAUACCCACCUCUUACAGACUGCGCUUCCCUCACCACCUCUUACAGACUGCGCUUCCCUCACCACCUCUUACAGACUGCACUUCCCUCACCACCUCUUACAGACUGCACUUCCCUCACCACCUCUUACAGACUGCACUUCCCUCACCACCUCUUACAGACUGCACUUCCCUCACCACCUCUUACAGACUGCACUUCCCUCACCACCGGCUGCCCAUACCCACCUCUUACAGACUGUACUUCCCUCACCACCGGCUGCCCAUACCCACCUCUUACAGACUGCACUUCCCUCACGACCGGCUGCCCAUACCCACCUCUUACAGACUGCGCUUCCCUCACGACCGGCUGCCCAUACCCACCUCUUACAGACUGCGCUUCCCUCACGACCGGCUGCCCAUACCCACCUCUUACAGACUGCACUUCCCUCACCACCGGCUGCCCAUACCCACCUCUUACAGACUGCGCUUCCCUCACGACCGGCUGCCCAUACCCACCUCUUACAGACUGCACUUCCCUCACCACCUCUUACAGACUGCGCUUCCCUCACCACCUCUUACAGACUGCACUUCCCUCACCACCGGCUGCCCAUACCCACCUCUUACAGACUGCACUUCCCUCACGACCGGCUGCCCAUACCCACCUCUUACAGACUGCACUUCCCUCACGACCGGCUGCCCAUACCCACCUCUUACAGACUGCGCUUCCCUCACGACCGGCUGCCCAUGCCCACCUCUUACAGACUGCGCUUCCCUCACCACCUCUUACAGACUGCACUUCCCUCACCACCGGCUGCCCAUACCCACCUCUUACAGACUGCACUUCCCUCACGACCGGCUGCCCAUACCCACCUCUUACAGACUGCGCUUCCCUCACCACCUCUUACAGACUGCACUUCCCUCAUGACCGGCUGCCCAUACCCACCUCUUACAGACUGCACUUCCCUCACCACCGGCUGCCCAUACCCACCUCUUACAGACUGCACUUCCCUCACCACCUCUUACAGACUGCACUUCCCUCACGACCAGCUGCCCAUACCCACCUCUUACAGACUGCGCUUCCCUCACGACCGGCUGCCCAUGCCCAGCAACUACACUCAGAACGUCGGUAAGAGAUUAUUUACAUAUUGGUGUAGGCGAAAUAAAGAUCUUGUUUUUUGAGGAA